Messenger RNA from Seminavis robusta, 1048 nucleotides. The record is from the annotation of a GenBank genome assembly. NCBI's taxonomy places the organism in Eukaryota, Bacillariophyta, Bacillariophyceae, Naviculales, Naviculaceae.
UGGGGAACGUCAUCCCGUCAACCACGGUCCGUCUGGUCCUUUUUUGUUUCCGCGCCCAGUAGCAGUCGUUUUCGAUGGUCUGACCUUUUGUCACAGGUCUGACCUUUUGUCACAACAAGCAUACGAUGACAGACCAAGAAGGAAAGAAGAGCAAUGACAAAACGGAGGACUGCCUCCUCGCAUUUUCUGGAUCACAAGACGAGCACAAAGAAGCAUUAGUACCUUUUGCCAAGGCUCCGGCUGAGGGCAUGAGGAAGAGUGAAGCGGUACAUGGCAAGGUUGAUAGUACAUGUAGUAACGUCAGAGAUGCUUCUCGAAGUGACGACACCCGAAGGGUAAAGCGAGCUGCGGAGCAAGCUGAGAUCCCCAAAACGAUUCUUGUUCUGACAGAUACGUGCUCUGCCAAAUCUUCAGUCAGCCAUGGCGGCAGCUCGGAAGGAGAAAAGGACGAAGCAGUGGAAAAGGGCGGAGACGAGAAGAAAAUCGAGAAGCGUGUUGUUACCACCAACAAAAGUAAGCCGUCAGGUGCCCUGAACCAGAAACAAGGAAGAAGCAAGGCACACAUUGCGGUUGUAGGGAGAAGAUCAGAUUUCACUGAGGGUUCUUGCUUGGCAGUCCCUGCGCAGGCAAGUGAGGAUCAAAUGAUUCGACUUAUCAAGAAGGGGGUCCGCAACCGAGAGCAGUACCAUCGUCAACACCGCAAAUCGCGGCGAUCUAGAAGCAGGGGCAGAGAACGCGAGAAUGCUACCGCUCAUGAAGCUCUACAGAGAAUUGCUCGGAGAGCCAAGCUCGACGAAGAACGGAAUCGAAGGAAAAACAGCCUACAAGGUGCUGCUCACCGUAGUGUUAUGACCGAGAACACUAGCUUGGUCGCUUUGGUUUCGGACAACUCUCUCGAACCCUCGAUUGGAAAGCCUCGGGUUCUAUCUCGGUCAGACUAGGAGAAGAAGCGUUGAUGUUCCGGAUAUGAAUACACAGAUCUAUCCUGCCCAAAUGAGCAACUACAUUUGCACAUACUAUAUUCUUAUUAGUCUCAUUUCCACAUGCU